AUGUUUGCUUGGGAUUCGGCUAGGCAAGACGUCGACGACCUUGUAGAGUACUUUUCCAGAGACGAAAGAUUCGAUUUCCAAGGUUUCAUCGCCCACGGAAGUUAUGGCUCUGCGAGUCGCGUCCGGUACCGGAAUCCGACUACAGAAGUAUGGAAAGACUUUGUAGUGAAGAGGGCAUUUCAGUCAGAGACUGCGGAGGAGGCUAUGAGGAAAGAAAGGGAAUACCUUAGGAGAUUCCGCGGUGCUUUACAUAUUGUACAGAUCUUAGAGGUGGAAAAUAACCCUCUAAAUAAUCCCGAUAUCCAGGGAGAGUGGAUUACAAUGGAAUGGCUAUCUUGUGGCUCAUUGGGAGAUUUUAUCGUUAAAGCGAAGAGGAAAACGGAUCGGUUACCGAAUCGUUUGCUCUGGAGGUUCUUUUUAUGCCUCGUAAGAGCUUGUAUAGCCAUGGCGAACCCUCCAAACCGUAGUGAUGGUAGGGUAGAAAGAGAGAGAGUAGCGGGCGAACUUCCAGAAGUAGGCGUAUCGCAUAGUGACCUUCAUAAUGGGAAUGUUGUUCUUGGGGAGCCCCUUGAGGAUUUCGAGCAUACUAUUACGCCAAUUUUAAAGGUUAUUGACUUCGGUAAUGCUGGUGAGUGGGCCUUCAUCGAUUUCACUGGCACGACUACACAUAGCAAUCUCUGGGACAUAGGCAAGCUCAUGGUUAGUUUGAUUACUUUGGACGAACGCCCUCAUAUCGUAAACGUGGGCCAUGGCGCAGUUGCACUACCCGAGCGCGGAAUGAUAUUGACAACAGAUGCCGAACAAAUUCUCCCGCUCGAUGAGCCCGGAGCGCCGUACCCUCUACUCGACUCAGAAUUAGGGAGGCUCGUCUGCUGGUGCCUGGCUACUGAGCCCGAGGAGCGUCCUAGCCUAUGGGACAUAGGUAAUCAAGUGGGAUUUGCUGUAGCCAGUAAGCUGGCGGCGGCUUAUCCUGAUCGCCCAGAGGAAGACAAUGACUAUAUAUCUCAGCUCUGGAGGAGAAUAGUCUUUGAAGCAGAUAGCUAG
Daldinia vernicosa is the source of this 1044-nucleotide messenger RNA. Its product is annotated as kinase-like domain-containing protein. NCBI's taxonomy places the organism in Eukaryota, Fungi, Ascomycota, Sordariomycetes, Xylariales, Hypoxylaceae. The coding region runs from base 1 to 1044 and encodes 347 amino acids. The transcript has 6 exons. The record is from RefSeq and is a predicted model, not a curated record. Gene Ontology annotation, molecular function: protein kinase activity; ATP binding. Gene Ontology annotation, biological process: protein phosphorylation.